Molecule: messenger RNA, 1026 nt
Organism: Mangifera indica (mango)
Lineage: Eukaryota; Viridiplantae; Streptophyta; Magnoliopsida; Sapindales; Anacardiaceae
Product: nuclear transcription factor Y subunit C-10-like
Exons: 7
Coding region: 81-764 (227 amino acids)
Biological process (GO): regulation of DNA-templated transcription
Cellular component (GO): nucleus
Molecular function (GO): protein heterodimerization activity; DNA binding
Source: RefSeq, a predicted model, not a curated record
UCUGUUCAUUUUCUCCAUUUUAAUGUCUAUCUCUCAGUAUUAUAAAGGCUGAGAACUUGCAGCUAGAGUUUUUUUCUGACAUGAAGAGGGAGAGUAAGAUGAGGAAGCCAGUCGUGGAUUUGAAUCAGUCAAUGGAGUUCACACCUUCAACUCCAUCUCCGGAAGUGCACAACUUCAUGCCCAUGACUCCUUUUGCGUUGCCCUAUCAACAGGAAACCAAAGAUGACCAUGAGGAUGAAGAAGACCCAAGACAUUCCCGGCUUAUGGAGAUGCAAAGGAACAGUUUAGAAAUGUUCUGGAAUCAACAAAUAUUUGAGAUUCAUAAUACUUCAGCCUUUAAGAACAAUCAACUACCUCUGGCAAGGAUCAAAAGGGUGAUGAAAUCCAACCCAAAUGUGAAGAUGAUCAGCGCAGACACUCCAAUCGUGUUCUCAAAGGCAUGCGAGCUGUUCAUUCUGGAGCUGACUCUUCGUGCAUGGCUGCAAACUGAGGGAUGUAAGCGUCGAACGCUGCAGCGCUGUGACAUUGCUAGAGCCUUGAAGAACGAUGAGCUUUUUGAGUUUUUGGCCGAUUUUUUUCCUUUUGCUCAUAACAAGGACUCUGAUGGUGAAAAAUCCUCCGAAGAAGCUGAAGUUCUUCCUCCAAGUCAGAUGCAUUUCUCGGUUAUAGAUAUCAAUAGGGAUUUAGUCCCUGAUGAUCAGCAGCUCCUGAUGAAGCCAUCAUUCUCCGGUGCCGAACUCAAUUCUGGAUCUGCUUCUUCUUAAGUAAGUGGUGGAAGAAGCAGUUAUGAUCGAGAGGAAAAGGAAGCCAGUCAGCUUGGAAAAUUACAACUUGAAAUAAACGGAUGCAUAUCUCUUUAUAUAUAUGAAAUUCCUCAUUCCUGGACUUGGGAUAAAUUAUUAAGUGUUGUGGUGAAGCAAACAUAUUCUAAAUAUUUCUGGCCGUGUGUUUAGUUUGUUUUUGUAAUAUUACUUUUUUACUCAUAAAAAUCAAGUGUUUGAAAUAAGAUCCAGAAACUUAGAUAUA